This is a messenger RNA of Rhea pennata, 3025 nucleotides long. RefSeq names its product WD repeat domain 54 (gene WDR54). Gene Ontology annotation, molecular function: protein binding. The coding region runs from base 19 to 1050 and encodes 343 amino acids. The transcript is spliced from 10 exons. The record is from RefSeq and is a predicted model, not a curated record. Lineage: Eukaryota; Metazoa; Chordata; Aves; Rheiformes; Rheidae.
CGCCGCGACGGCGUCGCCAUGGCUGCGGCCGACACGGGGAUGUACCGCAAGGAGAAGAGCAUCCAGCUGAAGAGCAGCAGCUCAGCGCUGUACAACAACCUGAGCUUGCUGCGCCUGCCCGACAAGCAGCUUGCCUAUUUCACCACUGUUCACGGCACCACGGUGAACAUAGUCAGCGCCUCCAGUGACGGGCUCAGCUUCUCUCACCGCCAGCUCCAGGUGAAGGAGGGCGGGCCAGCUAUCAGCAGCUCCAUCGUCACCCAGGCUGCUUGGUGUGUCCUGCCGUCUCGAGUUCUCCUGGUUCUGACUUCACAGAAAGGUAUCCAGAUGUAUGAGUCAGAUGGCUCCAUCAUGGUUUACUGGCAUGCACUGGAUGUCAUGGAGCAUCUACCAGCACGAAUGGUGUUUGCUCGAGGGAUCGCAGCAGCUAGUGGACGCUUCAUCUGCGUGGGGAUGUCCUCCGGGCCGGUGCUGGUGUUUGACAUCCCCCCCAAAGGGACGAACAUCACAGUGAGCGAGGUCCUGGAGGAGCACCGUGAUGCCAUCACCGAUAUCGCGGCAGAGCUGGGCCAGGCUCCGGACGGGGCUGGCGACGUAGUGACAGCGGAUGACUCUGGGACCCUGUGCAUCUGGAGCUCUGGAGAAGAGUUUGCCUUGCUCAGCAAAAUCCCUGCUUUGGGCUGCACCUGCUCCUCUGUGAAGCUGUGGAAUGGAAUCAUUGCUGCUGGCUAUGGAAACGGGCAAAUCCGGCUGUAUGAGGCAGCGACCGGUGUCCUGCGGGCUGAGGUCAACGCUCACGCUCGCUGGAUCUAUGCCCUGGACCUGGCGCCCUUGACAGGGAAGCUGCUGUCAGGGGCAGAGGACUCCUUUGUUCAUAUCUGGAAGCUCAGCAAGAACCUGGACACCGAUGACGUUGAGAUUGAGCACUGCCACUCGGAGUGUGUGACUGACACCCAGAUCUGUGGUGCCCGUUUCUGCGACCCAGACGGAAACUCCUUCGCCAUGACUGGCUACGACCUCAGCGAGAUCUUCCGCUACAGCCAGGUGUAGGCUCCGAGAUGUAGAGUUUGUCCAGGGCAGUGCAGGGGUUGCAGUGAGGGAGAGCGGGGCUGUGGCAGGCGUCCCUACCACUUCCAUCGCUGCAUGGCAGCAUGCCCAGACCCUGUGCACUGAGGCACUGCGAGCGAGGAGGUUUCAGCAUAGACUCCUGCCUGCAGCUGCAUGGGGCCCAGGCAGCUGCUGCCGCUCUGGCACAGUGAUGUACCCUGGCAGGGUGGAAACCUGUGCGAGUGUGGAGCUCAGCACCGAUCCUAGUCACUCCCAAAGCACACCUUGCCCUCAUCUCAGUGUGUCCAUGCACAGGGAACAGGGGCUUGGGAGCUAGUCUGUCUAAUGGGAUGCAGCUCUACCCGGUCCCAUCAGUUCCUAGGUCAAAAGCUCUUUUCCUAUACCUGCUCCCUGUAGCAGGAACACUCCUCUCCCACACCUUUCCUGGAGGGAAGGAGGCAGUGGAGCUGCUGCUUCCUCACCCUGGGCUCUGGGGAUGGCACUCUGUUCCACUCUCCAGGCAGAGGUGCACAGCUGAUCCUCCUCUUCCCAACAGCAACUCUAGUUCAAACUUGAAUGGAUCCAGGGCAAACCUAAAACCUGUAUUACAUGCUGCUCCGGCUGCAGGGCCCUGGGAAGCCUGUUCCACCCGCAGCUGCCGCUCCCCGUGGGUGCAGCAGCCAUGGGGCUGCCCUUCCUCUGGGUGGCACAGUUCACUUGGGAGCAGGAAAGGAAUCUUCUGCUUAGGGAGCUGUGAGGACACACAGAUCCCUGUGGGGCCUGGCUCCAGAUGUGCGGGGCUGCAGCUGUGUUCCUGUUCUGGAAAAAGCCGAGGAAGCUGCGCUGUGCUCCCUUCCAGGCCAGCGGAGUGCCCCAGGGACAGAGUCUUUUAGGUCACCGCAAGCAGAGCCGUGGUGCUGCCACGCCAGCAGGCUGUCCCCGUGCUGUCCUCUCCGUUCCCACCCCAGGCCCCAGCAGCCACGCAGCCGCCUGGCUUUGGCCCUGUGUCCUGCUCCAGCUGGGACAGUGCUGGCAGGGGACUGAGCUGGAAAGGGUAGGUGCAUGCUGGGUCCUGCUCGGCCCUCUCCCAGCUCCUCUCCUUUCACUCCCUAGCAGGACUCGGCCCUAAUUCCUCUUGGGGCCAGCCUGUCCCAGCAGUCAUCUUCCCUGCAGCUCCGCUGGCACUGCAAGGAGCUCACACGGCCCCAGGGAAGAGCCAAGCGUCCUGCUCAGUUCCCAGGGCCCCACGAGGCAGGGAUGCGUGAGGAUGGCCCCAGCCCUAGUGCUGCAGGGCUGAGCUCAGCCCCAGGGCAGGCCCUGCUCUCCUGGGCCAAAAGGGGAGCGCUGCCGGCAUCUCCCAACGGGAGGCCGGCUCCGGCGUAGCCCGGCUCGGCCCCUCGGCUCCGGGAGAGCUGCCGGCAGCUCCCGACGGGAGGCCGGCUCCGGCGUAGCCCGGCUCGGCCCCUCGGCUCCGGGAGAGCUGCCGGCAGCUCCCGACGGGAGGCCGGCUCCGGCGUAGCCCGGCUCGGCCCCUCGGCUCCGGGAGCAGCCUGCAGCCGCUCCAUGCCUCUAUGGUUCCAGUCCCCGCUGCCCUGCAGUCAGUUGGGGACCCUGCUCCCCGUGUGUUGUACCCACCCCGCUAUAGGUCGGAGCCCCUCCUUAUACCUUGUUCCCCCCCCCCUCCAAACUAUAGUCCCCCCAUGUGCUGUGCCCCCCCCCAAGCUGUGGGUCAAGGCCUCGUUCCCCUGGCCUGUCCCCCUCACCCCCAUGUGCCGUGUCCCCCGUGAUAAAUGCACGCGAGUGGCUCCCCGCGUGUCGCUCCUUCCCACGUGUCGGGGUGGGCGGGCUGCAGCAGUGCGGGCGCGCGGGGGUUAACCCGCGGCGCGGGUGACGGGCAGGCCGGCGGCGCGCAGCACCGUGCAGCGCCGAGCACCAGCAGCACGUUACAAAAAGCUUUAUUAAAGGUUAAAACAGUCAA